AUGAUUCAAAAAGCAAAUCACUUCUCGUAAAACUGUAAAAUAUAUAAAGCAUACCUAAGGGUGAUUUGCAAGGUUUAAAAUGAAAAUUAUUUUCCCUUUUUAAGCUAAAAUAAUGAAACAUUUUUUAACUAAAAAGGUAUGCAAUAAAAAGAUGAAAGUAACGAUCUCAUGAAGUUAAACUUAUAAGACAUGAUUAAAAAAUUUAGUAGUGAAUCUAACGAAGAAGACUAAACAAAAUAAAAGACAGAAGUCCUAAUUUAACUAGAGAGUUAGUUUAACGCUCAGCAAAAGUACAAAAAUUUAUCAUCAUUAAGUAUUCCUAUCAAUAAUUUUGAAGAAAUCAAUAAAGAGCAAGUCCAAAAGCUUGAUACUAUCUAAACAGAGACUAAUCAAAAUAACUCUAAGUAAGAAAAUACAACAACAAUACAAAAAAAAUAAAAACUAAGAGAGAGGAUCUUCACUUUGAAUUUGUUCGAAUCUGCUUCAACAUUCUCUGAUGAGGGAUACUUUAAGUAAGACAAAGAAUCAAAUAUUGAAGAGUAAUAUAAUAGAGUCAAAGCAGACAUCACACAGUAUAAAAGCUACUUUAUUAAAUUUAGGUGGAAAUAUUUAUUCGAAUUCUCAUUUUAUCAUUUUCUUUUCUUCGUAGUAUGUGGGCCUCUGUCAGUAUUUAUCAUCAAAUUAUUUGGUAAAAGCCUACCAAACAAUCUCAUAUUCACUCUAAGAAGUUAGCCUUAAUUUUAUCAAAUUGUAUUCUUCGUUUUUACAUUUUGCGCCUAUACUUUUUAUUAUGUCUUUGAUUGUCCAAACAUCUACUUUCAAUCAGAAGUAAUGUUAGAAAUAGCAGUGAUAUUAAUUCGUUGUAUUUCGAUUGCAAUAAAAUAUGCUACUUUUGAUCCUGUUAAGAUUAGAGUGAUAAAAAAUGAAAAUCUUACUCUAAAAGAAAUCUUUUCAGAUUUCUACUUAGUUGAUUGGGCAAAUUAAACUGAUAAGAUUAUUCAUAAUGAAACUUAUUUUGGACUCAGAGUUUAUGAUAUAGAUCCAAGUAUGUUUUUUUUAGAAUUUAUAGGAGAAACUGAUAGCGAAACUUUGAAAAAUGCCUCAUAAUAUUUAGCUGAUUUAGAAGUAUAUCAUACUUCUAGUAAGAAUUAAUUCGUACCAGAAAAUAAUACGAUUACAGUCCCUGGAUAAGUGAGUAUAUAUGGAUAUUCUAUUAUGAAAGAGUUUUCUAUUUAAUUUAAAAAAGAAAACGAAUUUAUCUUCAAAUAUGCCUAUUAUUUUUCUUAAGGAUUUGCAAUUUACAAAGCUACUCUUCCAAUUAUAUUUAGAUUUAUUGAAGGUAAAUAUCCUUAAAAUUACUAUUGGUAUGAGUAUAUAAUUAUGUUUGGAGUGGCUUGGAACACUAGGUAAAUAUAUUUCUACACUGUGCUUUAACUAAUAUAUGGCUUUUUAGAUAUCAAAAGAAAGCUUUUUCAACAAGAAUAAUUAGCUUUUAUGAUUGCUCCAAGAAAAAUCAGGAAUAUAGAUCACUUUAAAAUAUUCCCCACAAUCAACAUUUUUAAAAUUAGCACUUUGAAAGCAUGGCAAUAUGUAAGAUAAGUAUGCUUAGAGUAUGGAAGAAGCUAUUACGUUAGAGUUUAAGCUGUCUUUGGUUUAUUAUUUAUUGUUAUGCUUAUAUUUAUCACUAUGCUCGGUUUAGCUAUUUUUAAAAUAACAAAGCUAGAAGUUUGUUUUAUAACCAUCAUAAUAUCUGACACAAGUUUCUUAUUUAUUAUUAUUUUAAUGUUAUGCUAUUAUUGCUGUAAAGUAAACUAAUCCUUUUUAGUGCAUGAAAAUAUUUUGAAAGGAAAUAAAUCUAUUAUCAGUGACAUCUAUAGAAAUAGGCAUAAAUAUUUCUCUGAUUCUCUGAAAAGCUAAAACUUUAUAUAUAAUGUUGGAAUCUAAAAAAUAAAAUAAGAAACCAUUUACUUUUACUAAUAAGACCCAAGCCUAUAUACUUUAGAACUUCUGAGAGAUUAUGAUGACUAAAUUGAAGAUUUGCAGUAUGAUUUCUAAAAUAAUCCAAUUAAAAUUUUAGGAAUAAAAAUUACUUUUGGGUUAAUAUAAUCAGUUACAAUCACACUUUUUAGUAUUUUAGUAACAUUUGUAGCUAGUUUCUUAAAGUAGCGAACUAAAGAUUGA
Molecule: messenger RNA, 2181 nt
Organism: Tetrahymena thermophila SB210
Lineage: Eukaryota; Ciliophora; Oligohymenophorea; Hymenostomatida; Tetrahymenidae
Product: transmembrane protein, putative
Exons: 2
Source: RefSeq, a predicted model, not a curated record